CGCUUCCGGUCGGUGGUCCCGGCAUGGCGGGAGCCGCGCGGCGGCCCCGGGCCCCCGGUGGCGGUGCCGGUGCCGGUGCCGGGCGGAGCCGCCCCCGGCAGGGCGGGCCCCGCGUCUGCUUCGCGCCCGCGGCGGCGGCGGCGGCGGCACCGGAGGAGGGCCCGGGGCGGGGCCGCGGGAAGGUCACGGUGCGGUACGACCGCCGCGAGCUCCGCAAGCGCCUCCACCUCGAGGAGUGGAUCCUGGGGCAGCUGACGGCGCUCUACGACUGCCCGGAGGAGGAGAUCCCGGAGCUGGAGAUCGACGUGGACGAGCUGCUGGACAUGGAGAGCGACGGCGCCCGCAGCGCCCGCGUGCAGGAGAUCCUCGUUGACUGUUACAAACCCACCGAGGCAUUUGUGGGGGAUCUCCUGGAGAAGAUUCGGGGGAUGCAGAAACUCAACACCCCCCAGAAGAAAUGACCCCAAAAUUGGGGGAAAUCGCCCCAAAAUCCCGGGGGAGCCCCCACCCCCACCCCAAUUCUGGGGGGGGCUCCUCCACUUUUGGGGUCCCCCCCCCUCUGCAGCGAUAAUCACCCUCCCCCCCCUCCCCCACUGGUUUUGGGGGGUCCUGGGAGGGAUUUUUGGGGGGAAUUUGGG
This is a messenger RNA of Camarhynchus parvulus, 638 nucleotides long. RefSeq names its product protein phosphatase 1 regulatory inhibitor subunit 14B (gene PPP1R14B). Gene Ontology annotation, biological process: regulation of phosphorylation; innate immune response. The record is from RefSeq and is a predicted model, not a curated record. NCBI's taxonomy places the organism in Eukaryota, Metazoa, Chordata, Aves, Passeriformes, Thraupidae. The coding region runs from base 24 to 461 and encodes 145 amino acids. Gene Ontology annotation, molecular function: protein serine/threonine phosphatase inhibitor activity. The transcript is spliced from 4 exons. Gene Ontology annotation, cellular component: cytoplasm.